AUGUUGACUCGAACAUGCAGCGCAUUUCGGCGAAAUUGCUUUAUUCGUCGGCGUAGUGUUAGACUUGCCGUGUUUGGCGGUGCUGUGCGGAUGAACUCAUCCAGCACGACAGGUAGUUACGAUCAAGCACAGGGGAAAGAUUCCAAUAGCGCCUACACACCAGGGAGUAGUGUGUACGUUGAGCACCCUAUUGUGCAACUCCCUGCCCGAUCACUGUGGUGUAAACAGUACUCACUACCACCCGAACACGUUCGCCGUGGUGACUUUGCGGAUAUGAUCAAACGCGUACAUGCAGCACGGCAUUACUAUCAAUACCCAUCUCUCUGUGCUCCACAAAUUGGGUGGAAUGUGCAGAUGUUCACCCUCUUUGAUGGUACAGUCUUUAUCAAUCCUAUUAAUCUCGAUGCUUUGGAGGUUGAAGAAGCGGCGAAAAAGAGUGGGGUCUCCUUUAUAGAAGCAGAGGCACAAUGGUUAGCGAAACUUCGACGUGAAGGAAAAACAUGUUUUGCAUGGGAACCAUGUGCUAGUUGUUGUUUUCUAAUGCAUUAUAUUGAACGACCAAUAACCGUACGAGUGCGGGCUAUUGAUGCUGAUGGGCGUCCGUUUGAAGUUAUGCUUGAUAAAAUGCGGGCACGAAUGGCUCUUCAUGAAUUCGAUCAUCUUAAUGGUAUUCUUUUCACCCGACGUAUACCUGAUACAAACCAUGUAGUGCCAUUAGAGGGAUUUAGUACAAUGAGUGAUUGGUCAGAUGACUAUCCAUCACUGGAAGCUCGAAGUACAUACUUGUAUACCACCUUUACUCCACCCUAUACUUUUGUUACAGAUAAUGUAGAGGACGCACAGCUCCUUGAUCGUAAGUUUGAAGAUGGUAUUUAUCCAGGAUGUGAGCAUGAACGUCGUAUGCGUAUUGAAAGUGCCGCACUUGAGGAAUUACAACGAGAGCAAUGGCGGAUGGAAAAAACACGUGAUACAGAAGAUGAUCCAAGGCAAUGUAUGCGUGAAACUAAAGAGCAACAGACAGAAGAGAUGGAAGUGGAGAUGGAAGAGGAAGAGAUGAAAGUGGAGGAGAAUGUGGUGAAUGAAAGUGAAAGAAAGACGGGAUAA
Molecule: messenger RNA, 1104 nt
Organism: Trypanosoma theileri
Lineage: Eukaryota; Euglenozoa; Kinetoplastea; Trypanosomatida; Trypanosomatidae
Product: metalloprotease-like protein
Exons: 1
Coding region: 1-1104 (367 amino acids)
Biological process (GO): peptidyl-methionine modification
Cellular component (GO): mitochondrion
Molecular function (GO): peptide deformylase activity
Source: RefSeq, a predicted model, not a curated record